Myotis lucifugus (little brown bat) is the source of this 2384-nucleotide messenger RNA. RefSeq names its product zinc finger protein 474-like. Lineage: Eukaryota; Metazoa; Chordata; Mammalia; Chiroptera; Vespertilionidae. Bases 1003 to 2364 code for a protein of 453 amino acids. The transcript is spliced from 7 exons. The record is from RefSeq and is a predicted model, not a curated record.
UAAUACGUGCAACUCCAUGCUCUGCUUCCUCUGUGAGGAAAGAAACCUGAAGACAAGUGACUUUUAACUUUACAAGAGUUGGCCUCUUAUUUUCCUCCCUCUCCGAGUGUCAAGCAGUGUUUGAUUAGUCUUGUAUAGUGGGAUAAUACUUUGUUAACUGCUGUUCUCUUUUUCUUGUGAUUUCACCAUCCAUCCAUGGAGAUCCUACAUAUGGCCUGUUGGUACAUGACAGGAGUGAUGUGUAGAAGGGAAGCCAGCCAAGGCCCUGAGCAGAUCACACAGUGAUUGGUUCCCACAGCUUGGUGCAUGUUCAUGGUCAUCAGGUUGUUUGUUCUCCAGCCUGCUGAGCUGCUGCCAGAUUCUCGUCAAAUGUGAAUUGUGUCCAGUCUGCUCAGUGGUAAAUCAGAAUGUCACCACUUGACCUUGGCAGAGUUACCUGGUAAUGAGGAUGAAAGGUGUAUGGAACAAUUUGUGUCUGAGUCACCGAGUUUCCCUUCAGCAGCAUGAAUGUGUCAUCUGUUUUGUCAUGGCUCAUCUUGAGCAAUAGAAGCCACAGUUGUCGCGGAGAGGAACGGGAAGUGCAGCAGCCUGCAGGUCAGAAGGUUGCCAGGAUACAUCCAGGCGACAAAGGCUAGGGUUCCUGUUCCUGCAGCCUCGCAUACUACAGGGACUCCUGCAAGAGGGCAUGUGAACCCGGGAGCUCUCAGCUAUUUUGCUCCUCUUUCCACCAGCAGCCCACCAUAACAGCCAAAACAGAAAGACAAAGAACAAAUGUUACAAGGCGAGGCUCUCAGAAGAUCUCGGAGGCACGGGGCGUUCAAUGGGGACUUUGCAGUGCUCCAGGCUGCUGCCCCUCAAUGAAGCUCUGAGUCCUGGCCUGAAGGGCUAAGGUACUGGCUACAAUGUGGAACCCCAGGAGAGCCACCCUGACUUCUAAGAAGAAGCCCCAAAUGAAACUGGGCUGAAAUCAGAGCAAGGACUAAAAGAAAGAUUUAUUCGUUAAUGGAAAGAGGAAAGGAGAAAAGGGUUUCCAAAAACUUGCAACAAACUUUCCAUCGCUCUAAAGAACCUACCUUCCUUAUCAACCACGCUGUUCUGUCUCGUGACUCCUCUUCUAGCCUUUUGCCAGAAACAGAGCGAGUCAAUCCUGCUGAAAACAUAAAGACAAACCCUCAGAAAACUAGGCCUGGAACUGUGAUCCUCUCAAAACGGUCCGGUAAGAGAAUUAUGUCGGAAAGCCAGCCUAGCCCACCCGUGAUCCCGUCCCGCAGGCCCGCAUUCCGCAUAUGCUAUAUCUGUGGCCGAGAAUUUGGGUCCCAAUCACUCGCCAUCCAUGAGCCCCAGUGCUUGGAGAAGUGGCGAAUUGAAAACAGCAAGUUGCCCAAGCACCAGCGGAGGCCAGAACCCUCCAAACCACAGCCCCUGGGCGGCGGCAGUGGGUCCUACAUUCUUCAGGCAAUGAACGAGGCAGCGUUCCAGACUUCUCAGGCCCAGCUGCUGCCCUGCGAAUCCUGUGGCCGCACAUUCUUGCCAGACCGUCUUCUUGUUCACCAGAGAAGUUGCAAGCCCAAGGGUGGUGGGCCCAGAGAACCAAACAGCAACAAUUCUAAUGACCUUACUGGUCUUAAGAAAGCUUCUGGUGGUGUCUCAGCUCGACCAAGGACUCUCCUCUGCUACAUUUGUGGCAGGGAAUUUGGCUCCCUCUCCCUUCCUAUUCAUGAGCCCAAAUGCCUGGAAAAGUGGAAAACAGAAAAUGACCGGCUCCCUAGGGAGCUCCGCCGGCCAUUCCCACAGAAGAAGCCUCAGCCCCUUGUACCUGGCGAGGGGCCAAGUGAAGCUCAGCUUGAGCCCUGCCCAAACUGUAGCCGGACCUUUGCUCCCCAGCGCCUUCUGGUGCAUCUGAGAAGUUGUAAGGCUCAACCAAGUGGGCCACGCAUUCAGAAUUUGACUUUAGAGAGUAAAGGUGGCCUGAAAGAGUCCACUAAUUUCAAGCAGCAAAGGCACGAGGCCGCACCCACUGUGACUGAUAAGCCAGCAAUGAUUAGGCGUCCUCCAACAAUCGUUUGCUACAUUUGUGGUCGUGAAUAUGGAACAAAAUCAAUUGCCAUCCAUGAGCCACAAUGUCUGAAAAAAUGGCAUAAUGAAAACAACUUGCUGCCUCAAGAGUUAAGGAGACCAGAACCUAAGAAACCUGAAGUCAGGGCCAUUAGUGCCAAAGGUUUCUAUGAUCUCGAUUCCUUAAAUGAAGCUGCUUGGAGAAGUGCCCAGAGCCAGUUGGUUCCCUGCAAUAUUUGUGGGCGUACCUUCCUGCCAGACAGACUGAUUGUUCACCAACGAUCCUGUAAACCAAAAGCCACCAAGUAAAGCCCGUUCUCUCUGUGAAA